UACGAGAUGAACGCUGACCUUGGUGCGCAACUGCUGGCGGCGGCGCGCGUUGGCGACGUCAACGACCUCCAAGAACUGUGCGCGAAUGCGACUGUCGAGACUGUGAACUUCCAAGACGAGCACUCUGGCAAUACGGCUCUGCACAUGGCGUGUGCGAACGGCCACAUCACGAGCGUCCAGCUGCUCCUCUCCCGUGGCGCCAAGCACGUGGCCAAUGCCAGUGGCAAUUCUCCGCUUCAUUGGGCAGUGCAAAACAAACACUUGGACGUGGUGAAGCUCCUGUUGACUCAUUUCGCCGACAACAUCGACGUGCUUGCCCGCAAUGCAUUUGGCCGCGGCUGCGUGACCGAAGCUUUCCAAGCCGAAAACACCGACAUUGUGGCAUUGUUGCUCGAACACUCGUCGGCGUCCGACGACAAGUUGGCCGCGGGGUCGGGGCUGGCGACGGGCGACUCCAAGCUCACGAUUGAAGGCGAAGAUGAUGACGUCGAGCCAUGUUCAUCAAAGAAACAGCCCAAGAUCAUCCAAGAAACGGUGCUCGACUUUGAUUUUGGGGCGACACCGAUCCUCCACGCCCGGGAAUUGGCUUUAGACAUGGAGAAAUCUGCAUUUGGCACGACGGCCGAAGAAGACAUCACGGGCGUGAGCAUCUGGUCGGCGUCGCUCAUUCUCAGUCGCUGGGUUCUGGCCGACGGCGCUUUGUUUGCCGGCAAAUCCGUGUGUGAACUCGGUGCGGGGUGCGGCGUGUCUGGCGUCGCCACGUACUUGUACACGGACGCCGCUAGCGUCGUGCUGACCGAUUUGUACCAGCACACGGUCGACAAUUUGCACUACAACGCCACCUUGAAUCGAUUGGACGAGUCGGCGGCCGUGCGGGGCUGCCACGAGUGCGGCACGUUGCAGCGGUUUACAACCGACAACCCCGACGGGAAGCUGCUCUUGUGCGGUCGAUGCCGCCAUGCUGCGUACUGCUCUCGAGACUGCCAAAAGGCUGCGUGGAAGGGCCACAAGGGCCAGUGCAAACAGUGGCAAGUGUCACCUCCUCCAUCGACGACCCAUAAGAAAACCCUCGAUGUCAAGGCGGUCGACUGGGCGAAACCCAACACGUAUGGCCCGAGUGGGGCAUUUGACGUGGUCAUUGGCAGCGAUUUGGUGUACCACAAGGACAUUGUCCCCAUUUUAGCCCAAGUGGUCGAUGCGAUCUUGGCCCCACGGGGAAAAUUCCUGCACGUGGCAUCGACCCAGCGCGACUCGCUGGUCGAGUUCAAGGAAGCCAUGGACGCCCGCGGGUUCACGUGCCACGCACAGGUCGUGCCAGACGCGUUCAAAGUGAACCCGCUGGUUGGGACGAACGCCACCAACUUGUUUGACUUGCAUUUCAACGAAAUGGAGGACACGUACUGCAUGUACACGUUCACCAAGCCAUAAAGAAAAAAUUCAUACUGUAAUAGUACUAACUAGGUACUACAGUAGUAGAUCGUGUACAAUAGUUGGACUAACGGUCUUUCAUAUAAGCUGCGAAUGAGGGACAAAGGGCUUUCUUUGUUCUUGGUGUGACGA
This is a messenger RNA of Aphanomyces astaci, 1560 nucleotides long. RefSeq lists its product as hypothetical. The record is from RefSeq and is a predicted model, not a curated record. The transcript is spliced from 4 exons. The coding region runs from base 7 to 1428 and encodes 473 amino acids. Gene Ontology annotation, molecular function: protein binding. NCBI's taxonomy places the organism in Eukaryota, Oomycota, Saprolegniomycetes, Saprolegniales, Verrucalvaceae.